CAGGCAUUAAUAACGUAUUUCCAGCAGGAACGCGACCAUUUUUGCUUCUUCUGCUGUGAGGCAUGUAAGUAAAUUACCUAUUUUCCGUUUCGUUUGACAGAAAAGACCUAUCUAUUUUUACCUGGUAUGCGCGCGCAACAUGAGGCAAGUCUUUUUAUUAGCUAACUAGUACCAGGUGUGAAGUCUUCGUUUUGCACGCUGGACAUCUCCUUGUCCUUUGUCCUUGUUCAUUGCUCGUGGUCUGACAAAAAUAAAAAUACGGUUGAUAUUCAACUUGACAUAGCUUGACACGUGACACUCGAAAGUAGUUUGAAAUUUUCAUUGAUAAAUACGUUGCAAAACACGCAGUUUUUCUUCUUUUUUUUUUAUCCCGUGCAAAUAAGGAGGAUGGAUUGCCAUACGUAAGUUUAACAAAAUUUGGUAUAUUUUGCCUCGUCUUGCGCAAUGAGCGUUCUGUGUCUUUUUUUAUCUAAUGAAGUUUUCGUAUUAUUACCUCUUUGGUUGGUAAAAUAAAUAGGUCUACUGUCACGUGACAUUCUGAUAAAUUAUAAGAAAAAAAAUAGGCAUUGACAACAUUGUCUCUUUUUGUUCUAUGACGUCAUGCUAAAUGAAAAAAUUCUUGGAAAAAACCUAUAAUACACAGUACUACUACAGGAUAGCCUAUCCUUCGACAACACUGGUUUUGUGCGAGCGUCUGUACAAAAGUGACAUGCACGUUGUUGUUUGCACGUUGAUGUAUGCACGUAUAUGAUUGUAUCAAGCCAUCCACGUCCGUGUGUAACCGCCUGAAGGAAUAAGCGCGUAACACCCCGGAGCAGUUUCGGAGUUCCUCAUAGGUGUAAAAGGAAUACAAUUGUUCAUAACGGAACACACUCGUAAUUUAUCAGCUGAUCAGUGAUAUCUGAGUUUUUAUGUUUUUAAAAAAUGUAAACAAAAGUGAACAAAACGUAAUAUAGAUCCAAGGUACAGUUCUACACUACAGUUAAUUACUUAUUAAUAAUUUACCUAUGUAACAGAACAGCUCCAGAUCAGUUGCAAUGGCACAAGACAACAUAGAAUGGUCUAGCGACCAAAUGAUAGAAAACGCUAGCAACUGGUCCCUUUCUGGGGAUAUUGCCCUUUUGAAUAGUUUGAAGAACUUUUCACAGGGAUUAUUAUCAGACACAGAAUCUCUAAACAGCAAAGUAGAUAAUCUAUUGAACAAUCUUGAAAAUGUUGGUCUUAAAUUGGAAUUGACCAGAAAUGAGUUUCAAAGUUUGAGAAACACACAGUUCAUCGAAAACCGGGUUUAUGAAGAUGAUGAGACUUUGGAAGGGGAAGAACAAAAGAUCAUAGAAAAAGAGCUUACAGAAGAAGACAAAGAAAAUUCCAUCAAAAGAGCAAUUUCAAAUGGGUUAAAAGUGAUGGAAAAAUAUUAUGAUAAGGUAGAAGUGGCUGUGAGUGAUAGUGAAGGAGAAGGCAAUGAAAAAAAUUAUGUUCUUCACCCUAAAGACCCCUACGCAGACCGACCCUUGCCCUAUUUAGUAGGCACCCAAGAUUGGUACAAAAAAUCCCAUGUAGGCCUAUUACCUUCAGACAGCGAUACAGAAUCUGAAAAAGAAGAAGAAGAAGUCUACAGUAGCAGCAGCGAUUCAGAAGAAAAUUUACCCAAAAAUCGACCUGUUGGAUCAGAAACUAGUUCAGAGUUAAGCUUUGCCAUUAAAAACUCAGAGCCUGUUGCCAAUUCUACUUUUAACGAUACCAGUGAUCGUAGUCGGGAGGUGUUUCAUUCUUCCGAAGAAAGUUUGGAUCAGAGUAGCUCAGUUCCAUUCAAGACUCCCACAUCACAUGCAAACUUUGCUGAGCAAUUAGCUGCAAAACUAGGUGAUGUUGUUAGUGCCAAACAUGAUUCAUCUGGCAAUAAUAGUCAAGCUAGUAAACAAAUUCGUUCUAAACCUGCCAAGCAAGGUAACUUAUUCUCUGAUGAACCACCACCUCUAGACGAUUUGGAAGACACCAUCCUACCAAAAUCGGCCCACGAAGGUCUGUUUUCUGGUAGCAGAGAUUUAUUCGCGGAAAAUAAUCAAGACGACUUGUUUUGGGGAUUGCCACAAGACAAGCCAAAUUCAAAUAUCCAAAAGCCUAGCCAAUUGCCAGGCACUCUAUUGAAUAAAAAAAUGCCCAAAGGUCUAUUUGACAGCUCGGAUAGUGAAGAUGAUAUGGUUGCUGUAACAGAAAAACGAAAAAUUUUGAGUAAUACUCAUAGUAGUAGAUAUAUGGUACCUUCUAAGGCUACUGCAGUACCUUUUGUGGAUGAACAACCUCCUGAAAUUGAGGCUAAAAAGAAACCUGUGGGAGGUGUGUCAGUUUUUGGUACAAAUGUUGAUAUUUUUAGUAAUAAAUCCACAAUCAGUCAAAAACAACAAGGUGACAAAUUGUCAGCAACUAUUAAAAAGACUGGUUUAUUCGAUGAGUCUUCAGAGGAUGAAAUGUUUAUAGAAAAAGGCAAAAUAGCUGCAAAAGAAAAACAAACAAAAUUGAGCUUAUUUGAUGAUUCUGAUGACUCUACAAAAAACAACAAAUCUGAUGAUAGAGCUACAAAGAAAGAAGUUACUAAAAAAGUUCAAGAAGUAAAGAAAAUUAGUCUUUUUGAUGAUGAGGAUGGGGAAGACACUGUUGAUGUUACUAGUAAGGGUGUCAAUGAAACUGUCACAAAAUCAACUAGCAUUUUUGAUAAUGACAGGCCAAAAGUGGCUGAAACAAAAAAACUACCCAAGAAAGUUAGUCUUUUUGAUGAUGAUGAUGACGAUUUUCUAAAAGAAGAAGAAGAUAUUUUUGCUUUUGUGCCUAAAAAAAGAAUCUCAUUUGAUGAGUUAGAAAAAACAACUACAAGCAGAUCCACCAAAAGUUUGUUUGAUGAUGAUAAUUUGGAAGGAAGCAAAAAACAUAAAUCAUUAUUUGAUAAGGAAGAAAAGGAAAAGGAAAGCCAGGAUAAACACAUAGGUUUGAAAAAAGAUAAUUCGAGUUUAUUUGAUGAAGAUAUCUUGGAAGGAAUUAAAAAUGAAACCUCAAUACUUGAUAAAGAAAUUGAAAAUAGGAGUCUCCAUAAAAAAAUUGAUGUAAAAAAGGACACUAAAACCGAGACUAAAACAUUAUUUAAUGAAGAUGUUUCUGAGGAAAACCAGAGUAAAACCUCAUUAGUUGAUAAAGAAGAAAAACAAUUUGUAGAGGAAAUUCCUAACAAGGAAGUUGAUGUAAAAAACAACCCUAUUAGUUUGUUACAUGAGGAUUUGACUAGUGAUGAUGGAAUGUUUGUGACUCCUAAGAUCCUUGAAGGAGUUGAAAAAUUGGAGCCUAAAGAUCACGAAGCAAGUCAAACAGAAGAAUCAAAUGUUCAAGACUCCAAACAUGAAAAAAAUUCAUCAGAAAGUCAUCCUGCUUUGGAAAAAAAAAGUAAUGAAAUUGGACUCGAAGGUGCCAAUGAAAAAUCACCCGAGGAAGGAAAUAUAAUUGUGCCUCAAAUUAUAAAAUCUGAAAAAGAAAAAAUUACAAAACAUGAACCAUCUGAACCACCUCCAGUGCCUCAAAGCUUCUCCAUCCCACCACUGAUCGACCUCUUUGACCCCACACCUCCUCCAGUAGAUUGGGACGCCUCUUCAGAUAACAGUGGGGAAAGCGACACAUUUUCAUUGACAGAUGGCAUUCUGGACCGCACUAGUUACAACCAAUCGCAACCGUCGUCAAAUCUUUUCGAUGAAGCGCCGCCUAGAUGGGACGUGCACGAUUUGAACUAUUCUAGUGGAAUUGCACGAGAUCUUAAUGUGACGAGAGUAGAAGCUGAUGAUUCUUCAUUCAACCCUCACGCUUCAUCAUCAAGAAGACUCUCGAGUGAUAUUUUCAAUGAACAACAGAGCCAAGAUAGUUUUUUCGUCACCAAAAAUCAUACUGAAAAUGCUCAAACGUCAAAUUUGCAAAAAAUAGCAGAAACCCCAGAUGAAUCGAUAAGUAAAAUUGAAAAUCUUACUCCGAGUGGAAAUUUGGAGGAUUUAGAAGGCAGUUCUGUAUUUGAAAAAGUUUCAAGCGAUAUGAAUACCACAGAUGCGAUUGAUAAGCCAGCAAAAGUAGCUGAUUUUGGCAGUGAGGGUAACGAACAAAGAGAAAAUGAUAAUAAUCCUGGAUUACCAAAAAUUAAAACAUCGCCAGGAAAACUCAAACACAACCUCAACAUCAAUGUAGGGGCGCUAUUACCUGGUGCAGCGCCUCCAAAAACGCGACCAAUUGUGAAUAAAUCUGUGAGUUUAGAUGAAACAGAUAAAUCAGCCAAUUUACCUUCUUCUGAAGGUUUUUUAAUACCGAAACCUUUAACGAGGCCUAAGAGUGAACUAUUUGAUGCUAGUAGACUGAUUGAAGCUAGCGCCUCAAAAAGUGAAGUCGGUGAGACGGAGGUUUUAGAAAGUGUAACAAAGGACAGAGCCCGAAUCCAAGUAAAAAGACGGCCGUCGACGCGUAAAGCUCGUCAAGAAUGGGCUAAGAAAUCAAUGGAAGACUUUUAUAGUAUCCCAGAGCCAAUUUUGUCUAACAAAUCAUUAUCACCCAAAUUGGAAGCAGCACAACAACCUAACGAUACUUAUAAUAAAAAUGCAGAUUUGGAUAAUUCUUGUAGAGGAUCAACGCCCUCGGAAUUUAUUGAAAAGCCCAAAACAGAUGAAAAUGACACUUUGAGUUCAAAUAAGCCAUCAAAACCAACAUAUGUUGAUAGUGAUACAAAAAAUGAAAACAGGAGUAGCUCAGUUAAACCACCAACAGGUAUAUCAUUAGUAUUCGAUAAACAAGAUAACAAAAAGGAUUUAUUCGAUAUUUCUAAAGAUGAUCUUUUUGGGUCAGUAUCAAGGCCAGCAGCAACGUCUUUGUUUGAUGAUUUUUAUGAAAAAAAUGAUAUAUUUAACAGUAGCUUGAAAAAAGAUGAAACUAAACCUAAAGUUGAGGAACCAAAGACCGAUGGUUCAAAAUUAGAAAGCCCUAAAGAUAUUUUUCCUGACAUUUUCAAAUCUAAUAAGAAAUUACCCGGCAUAUUUGAUGAAGAAGAUUUUCCAAGUGAUGAAGACUUAUUCUUCAAUAAAACUGAAACGUCUUCUAUGACAGCCAAAAAACUGCAAGAUAAUCAAGAUGAGCUAUUUAGUUCUCCCAAGUUUGAGAAAGUUUCGGCCUCAGUGGCAAUAGAAAAUAAAGACCUUUCUUCUACAGUUGAAAAUGUAUUCUCUGCAUCAGUAACGACAACUACAAAAACUGAAAAUUUAUUUGCCAGAGAUAGCAAAGACCUAUUUUCUCCUUCUGAUGCCAAAAAAACAACGUCGGAAAAAAAACUGCCAAAAAAGAAUAUUUUCUUAGAAUCAGAUUCUGAGAGCGACAGUGAACUUUUUGGAGCGACAUCCAAAACAGAUAAUAAAAAAGUGGCUGGGAAAUCCAAAAACAACACAAACCUAUUUGAUUCUGGAGAUAGUACUGAUGAUGAUGAUCUAUUUGGAGCCAAAACUAGUCAAAGUAGUACAACUGCUUUUAAUAAAGUUGCUCCAAUAAAGAAGAUGGAAAUCAAAACUGCUAAUAUAAAGAAAUUGGAAAACAGAGAAAUUACCGACUUUGACCCAUUGUCAGGAUGCCGAUGAUAUGUAAUGCAUGCAUCAUUAAGAAUGUACCUACCUACAGUUAUAGGUUUUCCAUAUAGUGUUAAAGAUUUAUAAUAACUUUAUGUUUCAAGAAUAUGAAAUAUUUUUUUUAAAGAACUUGUUAUAUUUUACCUAUUGUCGAACAAACUAAAAAAAAUUGUUAAAAAUUUUUAUUAGAUAUUUAAAAAAGUUUAAAUUUGAAAUUUUAUUGAGAAACUAUAUCUAUAUUUUACAUCUGCCUGAAAAUAAAAAAUAAAUAGGAGUCUGUUAGGGGAAUAUGUAUUUAUAUUUAAAAAUAAUCAUAAAAUUCAAUGUGGGUGAAAUUAUCAACAAAAGAAUUGUUUCGUCCUUAGAUUGUUUCGUCUUUAUUUUACAUUUUUUAUAUGCAAAUUCUUAUAUACAGGGUGGAAUUUUUAAAUAGAAUAAAUUCAGUAUUAGAAAGCCUGUUUAUUUUUUGGAAAAAUGAAAAAAAACGGGUCUCUUUAUUUUUAGUUUGGCACAUUUUUUCGGUCUUUUCAUGAAAUUUACCCCUCUCUUAAGGGUAGAAACCACCCCCAACUUGUUUUUUUCAAAUGUAAAGAUAUGUAUUGUGAUAGCUCGUUAGAAUGGGCAUAAAAAAAUGGAUAUGACCCAUUAUUUACUUUUGCCUUUCGGUGAUCUAGAAAGCGAGAAAAAAAUAAAAACAUAUUUUUCCACACAUUUUUUUUACAGUUAAAAUUGUUGAAUAUCUUCAGCAUAUCUUCUUGGUAGAACCCUAAUGCGAAACAAACACCAUUUGAAACGUUAUGUAAUUAUUUAUGCCCAUUCUAACGAGCUAUCACAAUAUGUAGUACAGGGUGUCCCAUUUAAGAUGGUAUUGGCGGUUAUCUGCUAAACUCGUAGAGGUAGUUUUUUUUUGAUUUCACAUUCCUGGGCCAAUUUUUUAUGACGAAUCGAAUGCCGCAAACCGCAAGUCUCUAUCUUGUACCGUUUCGAAGAUACAGGGUGAAACUUGAAAUGUUCACUUUUCUAGGGUAGUCAUUAUCUCGCGUAAGAAAAAAGAUAUCAGAAAGAUUCAAAUUGUAUCUGAUGCAGUUUUUUACGUAGAUUCCAUUGGCGUACUGCAAUUUUUUUUCCGAGGUACCGUUUAAGAGAUAUGACACAAACUUCAUCUUUUUUAAAUGGGACACCCUGUAAAUUUUUAAAUUUUUAGAAUAUGCAUAAAAUUACCUUUCCAAUGAUAUAUAGUUUGUCUAUAAUAUGUUGUAAUUUGCUAAUAUUAUUAUGGUAUUUAAAACUUUCCAUAAGAAAUAAGUCUUGCAAAUCACAUUGAAUAAUUGGUUUUAUUUUUUGGUGUGAAAAACUUAUAAUUUUUUGCUAUCCUGUAAAAUGAUAGUUUAUUAAAUGAUGUAUUUUUUUCCAUUUUAACGAUAUAGGUAUU
This is a messenger RNA of Ceutorhynchus assimilis (cabbage seed weevil), 7062 nucleotides long. The record is from the annotation of a GenBank genome assembly. NCBI's taxonomy places the organism in Eukaryota, Metazoa, Arthropoda, Insecta, Coleoptera, Curculionidae.